AUGCUGUCCUCCCUCGCGCUCUCCGCGGUCCCGUUGCUGCUGGCCGGCCUGCAGGCUGCGACUGUGGGCGCGAUUCCAACCAUUUCGGCGGUCGGAUCCAAGUUCUUCUAUGAAAAUGGAACACAGUACUACCUCAAGGGUAUCGCCUAUCAGUUGACUCCCAACGAUCCGCUUAUCGACACUGCCCAGUGCGAGCGCGAUAUCGUGCGCAUGUCCGAGCUGGGCGCCAACGCCAUUCGAGUGUACCACGUGGACCCCAAUGGUGAUCACAAGGGCUGCAUGACGGCCUUUGCGGAUGCUGGCAUCUACCUCUUCGUUGAUCUCGAUACCUUCACAACCCAGAUCGAGCAGACCUCCCCUCACUGGAACGAGACUCAAUUGGACCGCUUCAAGGAGGUCCUCGAUGAGUUCCAGCAGUUCGAAAACACUGCUGGUGUCUUUGUCGGCAAUGAAGUCCUGACCACGACGAAUGGCUCCCACGCUGCCCCUUACGUUCUGGCGGCUGCCCGCGAUAUCAAGGCGUACCGAGAUCAGAAGGGUUACCGCCAGAUCCCCGUCGGUUAUUCAGCUGCAGAUAUCGCCGACCUUCGCCCUAUGCUCCAGAACUACGUUGCGUGCUCCAAGAACGAAUCGGAGCGUCUGGACUUUUACUCGUUGAAUGCCUACGAGUGGUGCGGCCAGUCCAGCUACGAGGUCUCGGGAUACAACAUGCUGCAGAAGAAUGCUACGGACUACCCCAUUCCCAUCUUCUUUUCCGAGACGGGCUGCAACACCCCUGCACCUCGAACCUUUGACGACCAGGACUCUAUCUUUGGCUCGAAGAUGUCUGGUACUUGGUCUGGCGCGAUUAUCUACGAGUGGAUUGAGGAGACCAACGAUUAUGGUCUGAUCAACUACGGCCCCUCGGUCAGCGCUGCGACCAACACCAUUGUCGAAGAUGGCUACACCCGCAAGGGCACACCAACCCCGGUGUCGCCUGACUUUGCUAACCUCAAGUCCCACUGGGCGACGCUGAACCCGACUGGAGUUGCUCUGUCAAGCUACAAGAAGGAGACAGGCAUGUCCUGCUUAUACCUCCGGCGGCUGGGCGGUCGACCCGAGCUCCCUCUCCCCACCCUGGGACAGACCUACAAGGAGGAGAAGUCGGGAAGUGCUGCCACGGCUUCGGGCAAGGGCUCGACUGCCUCUGGUACCGGCGCCAGCGCAAGCUCCACCAAGAACGCUGCCAGCACCUUUGGAGUCCACGGCUCCUCGGCUCCCGGUCAUCUCCUGAUGAUUUCUAUGCUGCUCUCCGCUGGCGUGGGAGCCGUUGCCCUUUGGCUGUAA
Messenger RNA from Penicillium daleae, 1326 nucleotides. RefSeq names its product putative 1,3-beta-glucanosyltransferase (gene gel6). Bases 1 to 1326 code for a protein of 441 amino acids. The record is from RefSeq and is a predicted model, not a curated record. The transcript is spliced from 4 exons. Gene Ontology annotation, biological process: fungal-type cell wall (1->3)-beta-D-glucan biosynthetic process. Gene Ontology annotation, molecular function: 1,3-beta-glucanosyltransferase activity. Gene Ontology annotation, cellular component: cytoplasm; fungal-type cell wall. Lineage: Eukaryota; Fungi; Ascomycota; Eurotiomycetes; Eurotiales; Aspergillaceae.